Ilex paraguariensis (yerba mate) is the source of this 1731-nucleotide messenger RNA. The record is from the annotation of a GenBank genome assembly. Lineage: Eukaryota; Viridiplantae; Streptophyta; Magnoliopsida; Aquifoliales; Aquifoliaceae.
AUGUCUAUCGACGCCUCCCUUGAUCCAAUCUCCACCCCACAACCCACCAUCCCAAACUCCCCCACCAGCACCCCCGCCAGUCCUCACAUCUCAUGGUCAGACUCAUACACCAAAGCCCAGACCGCCAUUGAAACCCUCUCCUCAAUCCUCCCAUUCAUCAUCCCUUCUCUCUUCUCCUCCGAAACCCCCGCCCUCUCUCUCCUCCACGACCCAGAAAUCGCCGCCCAAAUCUCACGACACCUCCGCCAACCCGACUCCGGCGCCGGGGAUAACCACCUCUGUCGGUGGCUCUACGACACUUUCCAAUCCUCCCAACCCGACCUCCAGCUCGUCGUCCUCCGAUUCCUCCCCAUCAUCGCCGGGGUUUAUCUCUCUCGCGUCGCUCGCCGGAAACCUCUCGCCGGCUUCGAAGCUGUUCUCUUGGCUCUCUACGCCCACGAGACCGCUUCUCGGGAUGGCCAAGCGAUUACAGUGAGCAUUCCAGACCUGGGUCACUCGAGUAUAUACCAUGAAACGAAACAAAGCUCGAGGAACAGUUCUACAGAGCUGAAUCUAACGGUAAUUUCUCCGAGUUUAGAGCCCCAUGGCACUGUGAGAUCAACCAGAAGGGCGAGAAUUGUUGGGGUUGCUCUGGAGUUGUACUACAGUAAAAUAUCUCAAAUCCCAGUGGGUUCCAAGAUUGAUUUCUGUCAGUUUUGUUCAAUCUGGGCUGGUGAAGAUGGAGAAAUGUACAAAGAUGGGCCGGACUGUGAAAUGGACUCAUACACCAAAGCCCAGACCGCCAUUGAAACCCUCUCCUCAAUCCUCCCAUUCAUCAUCCCUUCUCUCUUCUCCUCCGAAACCCCCGCCCUCUCUCUCCUCCACGACCCAGAAAUCGCCGCCCAAAUCUCACGACACCUCCGCCAACCCGACUCCGGCGCCGGGGAUAACCACCUCUGUCGGUGGCUCUACGACACUUUCCAAUCCUCCCAACCCGACCUCCAGCUCGUCGUCCUCCGAUUCCUCCCCAUCAUCGCCGGGGUUUAUCUCUCUCGCGUCGCUCGCCGGAAACCUCUCGCCGGCUUCGAAGCUGUUCUCUUGGCUCUCUACGCCCACGAGACCGCUUCUCGGGAUGGCCAAGCGAUUACAGUGAGCAUUCCAGACCUGGGUCACUCGAGUAUAUACCAUGAAACGAAACAAAGCUCGAGGAACAGUUCUACAGAGCUGAAUCUAACGGUAAUUUCUCCGAGUUUAGAGCCCCAUGGCACUGUGAGAUCAACCAGAAGGGCGAGAAUUGUUGGGGUUGCUCUGGAGUUGUACUACAGUAAAAUAUCUCAAAUCCCAGUGGGUUCCAAGAUUGAUUUCUGUCAGUUUUGUUCAAUCUGGGCUGGUGAAGAUGGAGAAAUGUACAAAGAUGGGCCGGACUGUGAAAUGGGUAAAAUCACAACAGGAGAUGAUACUAUUGAGAAGGAAAGAGGAGAAAAGGAAGGAAGAGUGCCUCUGCCAUGGGAGCUUCUGCAACCAGUUUUGAGGAUUUUGGGUCACUGCCUAAUGGGUCCUCAUAAGGACAAGGAGCUGCAUGAGAUUGCCUGUGCUGCAUGUAGGAGUCUCUAUGCAAGGUCUUUGCAUGAUAUCAACCCUAAAGCAAUUUUAGCCACUGGGAGUCUUCUUAGGCUUGCCAAGGUGGCCUCGGAUUCCACUGAUGAUAUUGAUCACACUGAUAUAACAGACACUCCUGUGAUCACCAUUUAA